This is a messenger RNA of Lentinula edodes (shiitake mushroom), 2002 nucleotides long. RefSeq lists its product as uncharacterized. The transcript is spliced from 8 exons. Gene Ontology annotation, biological process: vesicle-mediated transport. The record is from RefSeq and is a predicted model, not a curated record. Lineage: Eukaryota; Fungi; Basidiomycota; Agaricomycetes; Agaricales; Omphalotaceae. The coding region runs from base 50 to 1939 and encodes 629 amino acids. Gene Ontology annotation, cellular component: intracellular membrane-bounded organelle; Mon1-Ccz1 complex.
CACGGCAAUCAUUCGGCCUUCUGCUUGAAGUCUUACCACUUCGUUUCUCAUGGACGCUGCUAGAAUACCUCCAAAUCUCUCAUACCUCACUAUUUACAACACUACACUACGACCAAUUACUCCCAAUCCCGACGACGAAGAUGCGGAAGAGCAGGCUCAAAUCCUGUUCUAUACGUCCCGAGAACGGGCAGUUUCGCGCGACCGUAUGCUUCGACAAGUAGGGCUCGCUAAGGCUUUGGUGAACUUUUCCGGGAUGUUCGAUACCGAAAACGGGUGCGAGAGUGUCCACUCUCAAACUCGCAGAAUGAUAAUGGUCUGCCCGGAACCUGAUUUCUGCAUACAUGCGGGUGUAGAACUGGCAAAGACUCCAAAAGUAACAAUGCCUAAGACCAAUUCCAAAGGGAAGGAAAAGGGUGUCACGAGUAUUCUAAAAGGGAAGAAUAAGGAGCCCUCAAUCACAGUUUAUGACUAUAGUGAUGCUUCGGUGAACGACCAAGCAUUGCGAGACGAUCUCAUGAGAGGCUAUGAACGAUUCAAAUUGACGCACGGUUCAUUCACCACCAUUCUAUCUACACUCGGACAACAGGCUCUAGAACUGCAAUUAGAGAGAUUUUUUACUGUAUGGGCAUGGUCUUGGAACAUAGAGGAUGGACUCGAAUUUGGCCAGCACUUGGGAACUCCAUUACAUCCAAUGUACCGUCGCAUGCUGCCAUUACUAGAUACCCUUUCAAACGAUAUACCCGAUACUAUCAUUUCAAUAGUUGUGACUUCGACUCACGCAAUUCCUUCCACUCGCUUUUCGGAAGCUCAUUUACCAGCAAUACUUUCCAAACAUCUACUUUCCCUCGUUCCUUCCGCUUCAGAGAAUUUAACUCCCUCACCUUCUACCUCUACUACACACGAUGCCACAAUGCGACCUAAACGACCUCCUGAUUCUCAUUUGCACCCCGUUGAAGGUGAAGAACACAGUCCAACGGACGAUGCUCACCGCUCGACUUUCAUGGGAAUGGGUAUGCCGAAUAUGGAUGUUGGAAAAUGGGGCUGGCUAAACUUUGGAAAGAACGGAAAGAAGCCAACCAAGGGAGGACAAGAUGAAGCCGAGCCUGACACGAUAGACAACCCGGAUACUGCGCGCGAAGAAAUACUUCGAUCUCCAGAUGGAGCUGUAGACCAGAGUGCUUUGGACGAUGCUAUUUCUUCAAAGGGUGUUAUGACAAAUGAUUUGGAUGCUACAGAGUUGAAAUACGUAGUCGAUAAAGAAUACUUCACGACAGCUGAACUGGACGACAUCGAAUCAGACAUAAUACCCAAUUCCUCUACACCAUCAGAUUCGCCCUCGCCUUCUUCAAUCCUACCGCAAGAAUUCAUGUCCACGAUCGUCCAUCUCGCUGAAGAUCCCCAUUCUUCGAAUACCAGAGAGAGGAAGAUCUACUAUCUUACGAAACAUCCCCUCUUGCUCGCUCUCAUCAACCUAGACGAGGACCCGAAUUUGGUUAUACCCGAGCUCGAACCUCUUUCUAAGACGGCCGACGAUCUUCUGGAAGCCCUGAGGACUAUUCUCGACGAGGAACCUUCGAAGAGCUCAAUUGAGACGAUCCCGUCGCUGACGAAGAUUCUUCAACCUAAAGAUCGACAUAUAUUCGCAUCGGGGCGAGCACCGUUUUCUGUUCAGGAUGAUUCCGAAAAGUUCACUUCGAACUCGAUACAUUUAUUCAGUGCUCAGGCGUUGCUUCAAGGCCAACAUGAUGUACAAGAGGUAUUCUCCAGGGGUCAGAAUCCACAACAUUGGCACAUAGCUCGCAGUGUGGCCCAAACAAGAGAUCGACGAGGGAUGAUAGGGGAAAUGUACAUGCAGGUUUUUAGAAAAGAGACGAGUCUCACUGACGUCGAUAAUGUUAUGGCUAGUGUAAUACGACGUGUAGAGGAAGACGUCCUAUAAUGCCGCCACAUGCCGCUGUCCGACUGUAUAGCGCUGCUUACGUAGUCCAUUGAUGACAUCUAA